AUGGUCACUUUCCCCGCCGCCAACGUUCUUCCCAAAGACCCCAACAUCGACGGGGAGCGAAAGGUGUUCCACAAGGAAAUCAGCCGCAUUCGCAAAUUCUACAAGGACACCACGGACGAGGAAGAGCUGUACAUCCGAUUCCUGGCCGCCCACAACAAGGGCCUGGACCUGCUCUUGACCGGGGCCCGCCGCCGCAUCCAGGCUCACCUCUACGGCAUGAGGAUCGAGGAGGCCAUGCAGCGCGAGAUGAUGCACUCCGUGGGCACCCCGCUGGGCAUGCUGCACGUCAUGGUCUGGUACGCCAUGGCGACCACCGCCGACGACCACGAGCUCCGCCGCAUGUACGUGUGGGCCUACAUCAGGCACUACAACAUGGUCCGCGUCGGCCUGGGGGUGCUCGCGCCCUUUUCGCUGAACCUGUCGCACCAGCCGCUGGAGCGGAGUGAGAGACAGUGGGACAAGGCCAUCCAGUUCUUCACCUGGUGCGAGUUUGAGGCGCACAACUUCGAAAUCAGAGACGACCUCGACAUACGGAUGUUGAUGGAAGACCAGAGCCACCCCCUCGCCGCCCGCCUCCGUGGCAUCCGCAUCCCCAAGUUGAAGAAAGUCGGCGGUGUCCUAAAGAAACGAGCCCACCACCACUAG
Messenger RNA from Fonsecaea erecta, 645 nucleotides. RefSeq lists its product as hypothetical. The coding region runs from base 1 to 645 and encodes 214 amino acids. The transcript has 2 exons. NCBI's taxonomy places the organism in Eukaryota, Fungi, Ascomycota, Eurotiomycetes, Chaetothyriales, Herpotrichiellaceae. The record is from RefSeq and is a predicted model, not a curated record.